AUGCAGAUCUUUGUGAAGACCCUGACGGGCAAGACCAUCACGCUGGACGUGGAGCCGUCCGACAGCAUUGACAAUGUCAAGCAGAAAAUCCAGGACAAGGAGGGCAUCCCGCCUGACCAGCAGCGCCUGAUCUUCGCCGGCAAGCAGCUCGAGGACGGCCGCACGCUCUCGGACUACAACAUCCAGAAGGGUGCGUCUCAAUACGCUCAAAAUGACCGAAGUCGACGCUCCACCUGGUGCUGCGCCUGCGUGGUGGUGCCAUCGAGCCCACGCUCGCCGCCCUGGCCAAGAAGACGAACUGCGAGAAGCAGAUCUGCCGCAUCUGCUACGCGCGUCUCCCGCCCC
This is a messenger RNA of Phytophthora sojae, 345 nucleotides long. RefSeq lists its product as hypothetical. The record is from RefSeq and is a predicted model, not a curated record. Gene Ontology annotation, molecular function: ubiquitin protein ligase binding; protein tag activity. The annotation marks the transcript as partial. The transcript is spliced from 2 exons. Gene Ontology annotation, cellular component: cytoplasm; nucleus. Gene Ontology annotation, biological process: modification-dependent protein catabolic process; protein ubiquitination. Lineage: Eukaryota; Oomycota; Peronosporomycetes; Peronosporales; Peronosporaceae.